Molecule: messenger RNA, 2667 nt
Organism: Ahaetulla prasina
Lineage: Eukaryota; Metazoa; Chordata; Lepidosauria; Squamata; Colubridae
Gene: NDE1
Product: nudE neurodevelopment protein 1
Exons: 9
Coding region: 586-1755 (389 amino acids)
Biological process (GO): establishment of mitotic spindle orientation; chromosome segregation; centrosome localization
Cellular component (GO): kinesin complex; centrosome; kinetochore
Molecular function (GO): microtubule binding
Source: RefSeq, a predicted model, not a curated record
GGUUCAGCUUGCAAAGUGGCCCCCAGGAUCCUCUCAGUUGGCCAGCAAAGAAAGCAGGCAGAGGCCACCUGUCCUGCCCCAGCUUUCUCACCUGGCUUGCCCCGUUUUGCCCCCUGCCCACCCAGCUGAGUGGCUCCCCCACGGCUCUGUUUAUGGCAUCCUUGUUGCUGCUGCGACUCCAGGCAGUUGAGCCUCUUUCUUUGGCUCAGCAAGUCACAAGCAGAUACGAUGGAGGAGCAGACAGAAACUUAUUAAAUGCACUUUUUAAUUUAGCUGGAUUAUGAGCUCUUGGACCAACCACAAACUCAAAUGAGUUUCUUCUUCCCAAAGUCCCACUCUGGCCUGCUUUCUAUGAAGUGCCUUUAUUUUUCUUUAAAAACGUAUCUUUAUUUAAAAUGAUCCAGACAUGAAUAAGAUCAUAAGACCACAAGGCUGGGAGGGAUAUUAUCCUGUAUGGCUGGUCCUGUCAGACGUGAGGUGCAGGAGUGAAAUUCAGCCGGUUCUAUCUGGCUUGGGAGAACCGGUAGCAGCGGCUGCGGGAGGCUCCACCCACCUGCGUGGACGUCAUGACGUCCCCUUUUUGCGAUGAUGUUCAGCUUCUGCGCAUGCACACAAGGCUUUGCGCAUGCGCAGACAAUGGUGCGAGCGAGCAAAGUGAGCACGCGUGUGGCGUCUGCACCUUUGCAAACCAGUAGGGAAGGAAGAUCAUGCCAGGCAGCUUCUACCAUGACUGACCCUGAAAGAAGCCCGUUCGAUUCUGCAGAAGACGAGAUAAACUACUGGAAGGAGGUUUCCGGCAAAUACAAGCAGUGCGUGGAGAGUGCCCAGGAGGAGCUGCGCGAGUUCCAAGAGGGCAGCCGCGAGUACGAAGCCGAGCUGGAGAUGCAGCUGCAGCAGCUGGAGACUCGAAACCGGGACCUGCUCUCGGAGAACGCCCGGCUGCAGAUGGAGGUGGAAACGGUCAAGGAGAAGAUUGCCAGCCAACAUGCCGAUGGGCACCGGCAAAUCUCGGCCCUGGAGGAAGAGCUGGGCCAGUUGAGGGCCACCCAGGACCAGCUGCAGAAGUACAUCCGGAAACUGGAGCAGUGUAACGAUGACCUGGAGAGGGCCAAGAGAGUCACCAUUAUGUCCCUGGUGGACUUUGAGAAGCGGCUGAACCAGGCCAUCGAACACAACGUCUUGCUAGAGAGCGAGCUGGAUGAGAAGGAGAGCCUUCUGGAGUCAGUGCAGCGGCUGAAGGACGAAGCCAGAGAUUUGCGCCAAGAGCUGGCUGUGCAGCAGAAGCAGGAGAAGCCGAAGGCCUCAGUGGAGGGCUCCCUGCAAGACAGACGGAUGGACACAGCCAUGCAAGCCGCCUCCUCCAGGCCAUCGACCCCUAUGGUCCCCCAAGGGCCAAGCAAUGGAUUUAGUACUCCAGGAGCCUUCAGGAGAGGUUUUGAGAAUGGAUCUGGGGCAACCCCACUUACGCCAGCUGCACGGAUAUCAGCACUGAACAUUGUGGGGGAUCUCCUGCGGAAAGUCGGGGCACUGGAGUCCAAGUUGGCCUCCUGCCGAAACUUCGUCUACGAGCAGACCCCCUACCAAAGCCCAGCGCCCCCUCCUCCCUACUUGGGCAGGGAUGUGUUCGAGAAGCGGCUGAGCAGCCCCCACGGGCCCCAGGGGCUGGGCAAAAGACUGGAUUUAGGCACACGGCCAUCCAACCUUGCCGGGCCGGCAGGCCUUCCAGCCCAGAGGGCAGCCCAGAUGCUCUUCUGAGGGACUUUGGCAGCAGCCCGCUUCUCAGGCAGCCAGACUGUUGGCUGUUCGGAGAGCAGCGAGAGGAAACCUGCGAGAGGAAGAAGAGGCCUGUCUUGGGUCUCAGUAGGCUGAAAGGCCACGUCAAGAACUUCACAGGAGAGCCGGAGACGGGUUUUUCUUGCCCAGCCGGGAGGCUCCGCUUUCCUUGCCGGGGAGAGUAGAGCCCCUUGGCCUUGGACCCCUGCCCUGGCUGCCUUCCUGCCUCCGGUUGGGCCCCCAAAGGUCCUUGCCCUUGAACGGGGCACUUCCGGAGGAGCCUCCAGGGAUUCUUAACACCAGCAUUUCUGGACACCGCAAGUGUAUCUUUUGGGCCUCUUAAGCUGUGGCUGCCCUGGCCAAGAAGGAGCCUUUCCUGAAGCACCUGCUGAAUCACGCCUCCCAACGGGGCUUCCUCUGAUGCUUGCUGGAAAAAGGGGGUUGGGUCUCGGGCAGCUUAGCAACACCAGCUUUGCCUUCUCAGAUGCUUUCUCCGUUGCUGGGAGCGCAGAGAGUUAAGGGGCCCGGCAUAUAAAUCUUCUAAAUAAAAAAAAGCACAAGCUGGUAUACUCCAGAGGUUUGGGACAAAAACUCCCCUCAUCCUCGGCCAACAAGGCCUUGGGGCGAUGGGUAUUGUAGUCCAACCUAUCUGGAGAACCGGAAGUCUGCCAUUAAAUGUUUCCUCCCCAGUGCCUUGAUCCUGUCCACUUCCCUGUUUAAAGUGGGCCCUUUUAAUCCAGACAGUUUAUAUAAAGUUUGUUGGGGGAGAAUUGUGUGGAGGCUCCUAUUCCAACUUGCUCUCUGGAGGAGGGGAGGGGACCUUUUGUGCACCGGGAAAGGGGUCUAGUACAGUUGCUGGAUUAUUAAACUGGUUUGUCAUUCAAAACUGCUCUG